GCAGCAACUCUAAAGUUCGUCCAUCGCGUCAAGUAUUUCGGGCGCCAGCGACAGAGUUAGUCAGCCAAAACCAAUGAUAGUAGCUCAAUCGAUUGUCAACCACCCGAUUCGAAAGUCGGGCAGCAAAUCGCGGUUAAUAUGGAUCAACUGGUUUGGCUUUCGUUUUGCAUUUCAAUCGGCUUUUUGCUCCUGGGCAAUUUCUCCAAUGGCCUGCCGUUCGAAGAUGGCAAUAAUAAUAACGUUAAAAUUACACGCCGGAGCUUGGAGCUGACACAAACCAUUAAUAUUCAACGUCAGGAGUUCAUGCAGCGCCAAUGCGAGCUGCUCGGCGACCACACACAAACUUUAGAGGAUCUCAGCGAGUUGCAGAUGGACCACAUGAUCGUGGACAAAGAGCACAAGCUGCUAUACUGCUAUGUGCCCAAGGUUGCCUGCACAAACUGGAAACGUGUGCUAAUGAUGCUCACACACAAGUGGCACAACGGAACCGAUCCCCUCCAGAUUCCGGGAUCUUUGGCUCACUCCGUGGGCAUGUUCACUAAGCUCUACGAUCUAUCUGAAGCGGAACAGCAACAGGUUCUCAGCGAUGAGUACACGCGAUUUAUCCUGGUGCGACACCCGUUGGAGCGGCUUCUCUCCGCUUAUCGGAAUAAGUUGGAGGGGGAUUCCCCCAGUGCGCGCUACUUCCAAUCGCGGGUGGGACGCCAAAUCGUGAAGGAACUGCGGCCGGGAGCCAGCAACAAUUCACUGGAACGCGGCGACGACGUCAGCUUUGGGGAGUUCAUCGAAUAUCUGGUCACUCCGGAGCUAAGUCGAGCCAAUCAGUCGGACUACAACGAGCACUGGGAGGUUAUAGCCAAGCUCUGCAAUCCCUGUGUAAUGAAAUACAACGUAGUGGGCAAAUACGACACUCUCUUGGAUGACUCCGCGCUGGCCCUCUACCUGGCUGGAGCCGACAAUCUAACAUUCCCCACAGGCCACAAACCAUCGAGCACUCGAGCCAAUCUGCGCACCUAUUUCGAUCCCCUUCCCAUCGGUGCCAUACGCAAGUUGUACGAUAUAUAUGAGGACGACUUUCGACUCUUUGACUACGCACUGGAUGAAGUGCUGGGCUUUGAGUUUGGCUAAAUGUGAAUAGCUGCUCUAUCAAUAUCCCCAAGUCACCACCAUAACGCUUUCCAAUGGAAAAGAUUGUGAUUUUAGGCUAGGACUUGUAGAAUUAGGUGCACUCCAAUGCGAAUAUUAUUUUUGUUCUGUAUACCUCCCCGCGCACAAAUGUUUCCAAGGGUCUUGACUGUAAAACUUAAUGAUAAUAGAUGUUUCUUCCUCAAGGUUUAUAUAUAUACAUAUAUUAGGAUAUUCAAAGUGUCGAUUGAUUAGUGUUUAAAUAAUACAUUACGCAUCAAAUAUAAUUGCAAAUGCAUUGAAA
Messenger RNA from Drosophila yakuba, 1429 nucleotides. RefSeq names its product carbohydrate sulfotransferase 13. Gene Ontology annotation, molecular function: sulfotransferase activity. The record is from RefSeq and is a predicted model, not a curated record. The coding region runs from base 139 to 1128 and encodes 329 amino acids. Gene Ontology annotation, biological process: carbohydrate biosynthetic process. Gene Ontology annotation, cellular component: membrane. Lineage: Eukaryota; Metazoa; Arthropoda; Insecta; Diptera; Drosophilidae. The transcript has 3 exons.